GGCGAUCCAGACUCCCUGUUCCUGUGAUUUGAUCAUCCUUGGUCGGCCCCAACAACUACGUCGCACUCCAGCAGACGAGAGGAUGAACGAUAAUCAGAAAAAAAUUUCUCUUCCUACAUCUUGUACGCAGGAAGAUGAUGCUCCUGAUCUCGAUUUUGAUGUCAGUGACAUAAGUGAUGAUGACGAGGAGUGGACACCUGCUGAGCGAGGGACAUCAAGAUAUGAAGAUGACACAUCUUCUGAAAGUGAGGUAGAAGAGGAGGAGGAGGAUGAGCAACAAGUUAGCUCGUCAUCUGGUCAUACCAGACAAAUGUAUUUCAAAGUGGACCCUCAUUUUAAAGGACAGCUUGGACAACAUCCACAAGUUCCUGAGGAUGCAGUCACUACAGCUCAGCUUAGGCCAAUUGAUUAUUUUGAAGCCUACAUAAAUGAAGAUUUUUUGAUAAAAAUAACUAAUGCUACAAAUCAACGUUAUGUUGCUGAAAAUGGUAUAUCUCUAGGUGUGACCAAAAAGGAAAUGUCAGUUUUUAUAGGGAUAAAUUUUGUGAUGUCUGUAAUAGGGAUGCCUAGAAUUAGAAUGUAUUGGGAGAGGUAUACUAGAAUAGAUUUAAUUUGUAGAAAUAUGACCAGAGAUAGGUACUCAAAAUUAGAAGCAAUCUGA
This is a messenger RNA of Macrobrachium nipponense, 661 nucleotides long. RefSeq lists its product as uncharacterized. The record is from RefSeq and is a predicted model, not a curated record. The coding region runs from base 83 to 661 and encodes 192 amino acids. NCBI's taxonomy places the organism in Eukaryota, Metazoa, Arthropoda, Malacostraca, Decapoda, Palaemonidae. The transcript has 2 exons.